AUGGGUUCAAUUGUAGAAGUUUUCAAUGUUGAAUUUACUUCGCGGUGUCCUCCGGAAAAUGCCUCGUAUCCAAGUUUUUUAGGCGUAGAUUUAGCCCUACCUGAAAUAGAAGCCAUAAUAACUUUAAUUUUGCUGGUCGCGUUAACUAUAUUUAUGAUAUUAGGAAACAUUUUUGUGAUAUUAAGCGUUCUUUUAUAUCAACCUCUUCGGACCGUACAAAAUUUUUUUAUUAUAUCAUUAGCCAUGUCGGAUUUGAUGGUCGCCAUAUUGGUACUUCCGAUAAACUUAGUUUAUUUCUUACUCGGUAAAUGGUUGUUCGGUAUUGUUAUAUGUAAAAUGUGGUUAACUAUGGACGUUCUUCUUUGCACGGCGAGCAUAUUAAAUCUUUGCGCUAUAGCUCUAGAUAGAUAUUGGGCAAUAACAGAUCCAAUUAAUUACGCAUUGAAAAGAACAAUGCGUAGAGUUUUGUUUAUGAUAUCCGGGGUUUGGUUGAUAUCCGCCCUUAUAAGUUCACCUCCGUUACUAGGAUGGAACGAUUGGCCGGAUAAUUUUCACGAUAAAACACCGUGCCAACUCACGGAAAAACACGGUUACGUUAUUUACAGUUCACUCGGUUCUUUUUACGUACCAUUAUUUAUAAUGGGUUCAGUUUACAUUGAAAUAUUCAUAGCAACGAGAAAAAGAAUAAGAGGAAGAUAUCAGCGAACCACAAAUUUAAUGAAAUUGACUCAGGAACCAAGUCAUUUAAACACGAAUCAAACACCGAGUGAUGUAAAAUUGAAUCAGAACACAUCGAUUGAUGAGAAAAGUAAUGUAUCAGUUUUACCCGAUGACUCAAAAAAGUCAUUUGAUGCGCAAGAAGGUUCAUCGGAAACACACAAAAAUAUGGUUAAUAGUACAGAAUUACACAAUGAAGAUAAUAAAAUAAAAAAAACCGUUAAAAUUCAUUUCCAUAUGGAUCAUUUCAUUGAAGAAAAACAAAGGAUUUCAAUUUCAAAAGAAAAAAAAGCUGCUAGAACUUUGGGCAUUGUUAUGGGUGUUUUCGUCAUUUGUUGGCUACCUUUUUUCAUUAUGUACAUGAUUUUAGCUUUUUGCGAAGUCUGUUGUGUCUCAUUUAGAUUUAGAUCAUUCAUUACGUGGCUCGGUUACGUUAAUUCAGCAGUUAAUCCAAUUAUAUACACUAUAUUUAAUAGGGAUUUUAGAAAAGCAUUUAAAAAAUUAUUGGGAAUGAAACAUUAUUAA
Pediculus humanus corporis (human body louse) is the source of this 1242-nucleotide messenger RNA. Its product is annotated as class A rhodopsin-like G-protein coupled receptor GPRnna1, putative. Gene Ontology annotation, cellular component: membrane. The transcript has 2 exons. The coding region runs from base 1 to 1242 and encodes 413 amino acids. The record is from RefSeq and is a predicted model, not a curated record. Gene Ontology annotation, biological process: adenylate cyclase-activating adrenergic receptor signaling pathway. Lineage: Eukaryota; Metazoa; Arthropoda; Insecta; Psocodea; Pediculidae. Gene Ontology annotation, molecular function: octopamine receptor activity.